This is a messenger RNA of Cuculus canorus (common cuckoo), 6506 nucleotides long. RefSeq names its product SR-related CTD associated factor 11 (gene SCAF11). The record is from RefSeq and is a predicted model, not a curated record. The coding region runs from base 228 to 4370 and encodes 1380 amino acids. The transcript is spliced from 16 exons. Gene Ontology annotation, biological process: spliceosomal complex assembly. Lineage: Eukaryota; Metazoa; Chordata; Aves; Cuculiformes; Cuculidae. Gene Ontology annotation, molecular function: RNA binding.
CCGAGCGCGGCCCCCGCCCCUCCGGCCCGGCGCGCGCCGCUCCCGGAAGCCCCGGGGGAAGCGGAGCCUCCGCGAGCGGCUGCGGCGCCAGAACGGUUGAAAGAUGCAUCCUCUCCAUUCAUCAUACUCUACCUUGUCCCUUGUUUGAUGAUAACAACUUACCCUGCAUUUUGUUCUAAUUGCGUGACAAAAGCAAGAAGCAAGUGAAUACUACAUUGUGUAAGAAGAUGAAGAACAGAAAGCAAUGUAUUCAAGAUACUGAAGGUCAGAAGCAUGAAGGCAUGGAAGGUGAAGAUAAUGAAGAAAGCUGUUCCUGUUCUGCUGUAUUAUAUGGUGGUGACACAUGCCCCAUCUGCCUGAACUGCCUUCUAGAACAAGAGAUUGGUUUUCCUGAGAACUGCAGUCAUACCUUCUGCAUGACUUGUAUUCUUAAAUGGGCUGAGACACAGGCUUCAUGUCCCAUUGAUCGCAGACCAUUUCAAGCAGUAUGCAGGCUUGAUGCAUUAGAAAGGCAGGUAAAGGUUCAAGUUAAAAAACAGCUAAGGAGGAAGGAGGAAGAGGAAAACUGUGCCUGCAAUAAGGGAAAAUAUAGCCACGCACAAAUGAGAAGCUAUGUGAGAAGAGCUGUAUGUCCAGACAGAGGGCGAUUAACAACAAAAUUAAGCAAAGUUGUGAAGAAAAAGUACAGUAAUAUUUUAUAUGACAAACGAAACAAGAAAUCUUUGUCUGUGAAAAUAAACAAGCCCAGAAGACAGACCUGCUGGAAUGAGUGCUUCAGAACUAAUUUGUUCAGCACACUUCUCGCCAGUGGUAUCAGUGAAGAAUCCUUUUUUAGCUGUAGAAAUGACUGUACAGAAUUCACAGAAUUCAAUGCAACAAUCAGACAGAAGAGACAAGAGCUGGAAUUGUCCUGUUCAUCUGUGCUUGCUAGAGUUGAAAGAGUUCCUUUAAUAUCUUACGGAGCGGAAGCUGAGACCUUCCUUCUCACUUCUACUACAGUGGCAGGGACAGUUCUUCCAACAAAUAUCAGGCCUUUGGAAAACUUUGAAUCUUUAAGCAAAGGAUAUGCUGUUGCCUGUACCCAAGAAGGAGAAGAAAAAAAGCAAGCUUCUGGCUCAUCUGGCGCUAGAGGAGGUAGAAGGAAAUCAGCUAACACUACUCCUAGAAGAAGAUCUGCACGAAACAGUAAAAACGAGACUCUGGGUCAGUCUCGGACCUCACCUUGUUCAAGCAGUUCUGCAUGCAGUGCCUCUGAUGGCAGUAACUCAUCUCUGAGUAAAUCUCCUUCAGAGUCAGAGAAGGCUCCUCCGAAACGAAAGUCUAGAAAGAUUGUUAAACAACAGACACCUGUAGUUAAAAAGAAUCUGCGAAGUUCUGCACGUUCUACAAAACCAUCCAGUGAUUCAGUGGAAGAUGAUGACAUUGCUGAAUCUGAAGCAGUUCGGACGUUAGAUAAAGAGCAGCAGUCAGAUAAUGAAAGCAGUAACACAAACCUUCCACAGAAAAAUAAUGCAGAAACAGAAUCUGCUAAUGGAUUGGAAAGCUGUAGUGAACAUGCAGAAGUUGAGGAAACUACAGGAGAAUGUGACAAAGAUGAAGAUACUUCAGGUGACACAGAUGCAAGUUUUUCUGUCCAGGAGCUUUCAGUACUAACUUCAGAGAGAGAAAGUCAGGAACUUGAAGCAGAAGAUGUUACUGAAAAAAAGGUAGAGCAUAAGGAUUAUGACAUUUGUGAAAAUACGCUGGAACAAAUGGAAACAGUAGCUAGUCCCAGAGGUGAUGUGUGUGACCAUGCGGCUGCUGAAAAAGUAGAUCUGGCAUUGUGUAGUCUUCAAAAUGAAUUCAUGGAGAAAGAAGAAACUUUGACAAAAGUAGAUCAACCCAUAGCUAGUCCAGAAAAUGAAUUGUUGGAAUAUACAGAACCUUUGGGAAAAGAUGAGGCGUUAGAGAGCACCAGAAGCGAAUUGCCUGAGAUUCCAGAAGCCAUAGAAAUAGACAAUUCUGAAGCUGAAGAAAAAACAGCAGUUGACUGUGGAAGUACAAACAGUCAAAACUUAAAAACUUUUCAAGAUGAAGAACCAGAUACAUUAAUAGACAAUGCUUCUAUGGUCAGUACAUCGGAACAAUCCUUAAAAGAGAAUGCCAUGCCAGAAAGUGAAGAGGGUGGAACUUCAGAGUCGCCGCCAGCAAAUGCUGAACAUAAACAUUUUGGUGAAGAUAACAAUGAAAUGAUACCAAUGGAUUGUGACUCAUUUUGCAGUGACCAGAAUGAACCUCAGAUUGAGCCAUUACCACCAGUUGAAAGUAUAGAGAAAGUUGGAGUGAAUUCCUUACAGUGCGACGUGGGAAACUGUACAUCAGUGUCAGGACUUCCUGAUGAAAAAGAUGGAACUGUUCCUCAAGAAAGAGAGUGCCAAGCAGAACUCAAAAAAGAUAAAAAGACUCGAACUAGAAGAUCUAGAUUUCACUCUCCAUCAACAACUUGGUCUCCUUCUAGGAGAGAGGGCAGGAAAUCUCAGUCACCAUCUCCUAAAAGGGAGAUGGCCAGAGACAGGACGUCACGAUCACCCAAGAAGGAAAUUGUGAGGGAGAGAAAGAGAUCCUUAUCUCAUUCUCCAAAGAGAGAGACACUCAAAAAUGAGAAAAAAACACCAUCUCGAUCUCCCAAAAGGGAAGCUGUCAGGGAAAGCAGGAGAUCUUCUCGAUCAAGAACUAGGGGUUCGUCUCCAAGGCAAAAAUCUAGAUCUCAAAGCAGUGACAGAGAUAGUCAAAGAAGAGACCGUGACAGAGAAAGAAGAAACAGGAGGUGGUCUAGGUCACGGUCACGAUCCAGGUCGAGAUCGCGAUCUAGGACAAGAAGUAAAGGUUCUUCAUUCUCUAGAAAUGAGAGGGACAGUCAUUCACCUCGAUGGAAAGAGAGAUGGACAAAUGACAGCUGGGGGAGUCCCAGAGGAAAUGAUCGAUACAGAAGAAGUGAUGAAGACAAACAGAAUGAAAGUCAUAAAAAAGAGGACAAUACAGAAAAAAACAGUGAUGAGCAGUGUUCUUCAGACAAGUGGAGGAAUGAUUGUCCAGACUGGGUAAUGGAAAGGAUAAACUCUGUUCCUGAAGCCAGGAACAGAGAGAGAGAGAAACCACAUUGGGAAGAUAGCAGGCAUGAUAAUGCAGGGCAUUCUUGGAAUAAAAACUUUGGUUCAAGUUGGAUUCCAAAUCGAGGGAGAGGUCAUCGUGGUCGAGGUGGCCGUGGAAGAGGUAGUUUCAUGUAUGGAGACCAGAGUGAAAAUCACUGGCAAAGUAGAAAACCUCUCUCAGGGAACUCAAAUGGUUCUGGGAAUGAAACUUCAAGGUUCUCAGAACAUCAGCCAUACAAGCGUAAGAAUGAACAAGAUUAUUCUUUUGAUACACCUGCUGACAGGUCUGGAUGGACAUCUGCAUCCAGCUGGGCUGUAAGAAAGACUUUACCUGCUGAUGUGCAGAACUAUUAUUCAAGAAGGGGACGCAAUUCAUCAAGCCCGCAGACUGGUUGGGGAAUGAGACAAGAGGAAACAGCUGAACAAGAUCCAAACCUCAAAGACCAAGGCAACCAGCAAAGUGAUGGUUCUCAGUUACCAAUAAAUAUGAUGCAGCAACAAAUGAAUGUAAUGCCACAAGUGAAUGCACAGCACCAGCCGAUGAAUAUGUUUCCGUAUCCGGUGGGCGUCCAUCCUCCCAUGAUGAAUAUGCAACAAAAUCCUUUCAACAUCCACCCUCCAGUGCCCAUGCAUCUCCCUACCGGAAUGCCUCUUAUACAGGUAGCUGCUCCCACAAACUUGUCUCAGGGAUUACCUCCGCCUCCACCUCCACCCCCACCAUCUCAACAAGUCAACUACAUUGCUACACAGCAAGAUGCAAAACAAUUGCAGAGUAUUCCAAAUGCUGCUCAUGUAAGUAAUAACAUGAGUGCUCCAGCCUUGCCUGCUCCAACAGCAGUCCUGGGAAAUGUGGGAACAGUUCAGGGACCAAGUUCGGGUAAUGCAACGUCAUCAAGUCACGUCAAGAGCUCUAAUGCAGCUGUAAAACUGGGAGAAAACAAAGCAAGUGUAACAGUGGAAGCCAGUGCAGAUAGCUCGAAGAAAGACCAGAAAUUGUUAAUUCAAGAAAAAGCAGCACAAGAGGUUAAACUAGCCAUUAAACCUUUCUACCAAAAUAAAGACAUCACUAAGGAAGAAUAUAAAGAAAUUGUGCGGAAAGCUGUAGAUAAAGUCUGUCAUAGCAAGAGUGGAGAAGUUAAUUCUGCAAAAGUGGCAAAUCUGGUGAAAGCGUAUGUAGACAAAUACAAACAUACACGGAAGAAAAAUCCCGAAGAGGCAGUCUCCUCUGAAAGGAAAUAGAACAUGUUUUCAGUUUUUAAUUUUAUUCCUUCCACAAAGUGCAAUUUCAACAUGAACCGUUAACUGAAAAUUGUACAUGAACAGGGAUUUGAAUCUGGUUUUGAUAAAAUUAUUUUUGAAUGUAGUAUAUAAUGUUUUGUUCUAAAGAAAUAUAGAUCUACAGGGCAACUUCUUUAUUCCUUUUUUAAAACAGAUGUCUAAAGAAAAAAUAAGGGUGUAAAGAAGAAUCAUUAGGAAUGUACGAUUGUGUGGAUACUUAGAUGUACAGCAUUUUGACUUGAAUAACUGCAUUAAAUUAGAAGCUUCUAUCUGAGUACCUUGGUUUUGGAACAGGUAUGUACAGUACAUGUAAUCGGUCAGAUUAAAGUUUUUCUUUUGAUUUCUCCCUAAUUAUAGCAAAGAUAAGAUAAUGUAUUGUCUUGACAAAUAUUUCUAGUGUUAACUGCACAGGCUGAAUGCAGGGGUCACGAUGUGUAUAUAAAAAAAGCACAUGGUGUUGUCUGAACAGGGAACUGUUUAGAUUUUAAAAAGAAAAAUCAUGAACAGUAAAAUGCAGCACUCGAAAGCAUGGGCGCUGCGCAUCUGUUGUAACACCAAAUAAAAAUUAUGCUGCUUGGUUUCGUUUGUGACGUUUUUCGAUUUGUUUCCAGAUAGUGGGAUGAAUUUGAAUAGCUUUUAUGUGCUGAAAGCCCUCAAUCACCACACACUGAAGACCUCAGUUCCUGUCUAACCCUGCUGUGAGGUAGUAGGGAGUUAGUGUGCCAGAGCUGGAUGUCCAGAACCAUAAACCGGUUUCUUCUUCAAAUAAAAUCAGGGAUGCUGGAAUUUGUUAUUAGGCUUCUGGUUUAUCAGAGACCACCAGUUGUGCCAAUCUUAGCCAUGGUACUUUUCUUUGUUAUCUAGGGACUGUAGGGUGGAUCACCAGACUGGUAUCAAUUGGCCUAAAGUCACAUGUGACAGCUCUUCUACUUCCCCAAGCACUUUUAUUUAGGGAGGUUAUAUAGAGAGGUGUGAGGUCAUUGAAUGUGCUAGGGAAGAGUAAAACACUCCAGAAGUAAAACCAGUUUUAUUGAGGUAGCAGCAGGAAGGGUUGGUGAAUCACUGAGGUCACUGCAUGCUCCUUAGAGAAAGAACAGCUUGUGAUCCCUUUGGAUUUGAGUGGAGAAGGAGCCUUACUUUGAGAUGAAAUAUUUUUUCUCAUCAGUGCUAUUAAAAUUUCAGGUUUUCCGCCCUCCAGUCCUGCCCAACCUUUGAUGUUGGCUCAGCCUGGCUUCUGCUCCAGCCUGAGGCCCCUUGCCCAAAAGCACAAAUAAACCAUUUUGACUGAAAGUAUCAGUCAGAUUUUCUGAGAAAUUAUGCCAUGGUAGCCAGCAGUUCCCAAAGUAACUGUUCUUGCCAGAAAACAGUCUUACCUUUAAGUAACUUUUGCAGUAGCCUGAGGAUGCAAUUAGGGAUACGCAGCCCUGUACACACACGUGAUUACAUGGAGGUAUAUGUGUAAAAACUGUGGUGUUUGUCACAACAGUUGCUCACUUGGUUUUAACUCUAGCCUUCUACAGACUUCAUGAAGCAUUUCACUGUCUGUAUUUAUUCUUGUGUGCCUAAAGAAAAACACUGUGUAAAUUAGAGAUAAUACUUUUUCUACAGUCAAGCCAGUUUUUAGAAUUUCCAAAAUACUCAGUUUUGCAGUGUGGUAGCGAUUUGUGUGAUCUCUUGAACUAUUUUAAGCUAAAAUUGGUUAGCACUUUUUGAGAAAUGUUGUAGCAAAUCGCUAUGUCUCUCCUGGUUCAUCAUGCCGUGCGUACUUAUUUUUAUUAUAUUUUUCUUCUCUGAAUUUUUGGAUUUUAAUGACUUUUUAUAUCUUUUUACUCUAUAUAGUUGAGCCUCGCUAUAAAGCUCCUUUCAGGAGCCAGAUAAAUGUUUUGUGGGGUUUUUUUCUCUUUUAGAGGAGAGGUAGAAAUACAGUGGGGAGGAGCAAUGGAGGACUUAUUCUGAGAGGGGAGUCAUUAAUGUCUGUUCUGCAGCUCCUGGCUGGAAGCUAAGCUGUCACUUGCUGCCAGGCUCUUGGGGCAGUGACUGUAGUGAUGCUCCACUGUAUUUCAAAACAUAAUGAAGAAUAUCAGAGUAGCAUGUGAU